This is a messenger RNA of Toxotes jaculatrix (banded archerfish), 4080 nucleotides long. RefSeq names its product GEM interacting protein. The record is from RefSeq and is a predicted model, not a curated record. The coding region runs from base 202 to 3330 and encodes 1042 amino acids. Gene Ontology annotation, biological process: activation of GTPase activity; signal transduction; negative regulation of GTPase activity. Gene Ontology annotation, cellular component: plasma membrane. Gene Ontology annotation, molecular function: GTPase activator activity. NCBI's taxonomy places the organism in Eukaryota, Metazoa, Chordata, Actinopteri, Toxotidae. The transcript has 21 exons.
UUGAGAGCACAAACGGCAGCAAGCUCAGAGCUGCAUGCUAAUAAUUUACCUGAAGUGUGUCAGCGUGUGUGCACACUGCAGUGCAGAUUUCCUGCCACCUAAAUCAUACAGUUUCUAUUUGUGUAGUGUAGUGUGAACUUAAGGGCAGAUGAUGUGUGAGUGGUGCUGGUAGGGUCUUGCUGCUGUGGUUAUAGUGCAGAAAUGGAAGAUCAAGUGCCGAACCAGGAUUCUGAAGCCACAGAUGUGAAGAAAGUGCAUCAUAAAUCUGAAACCAAGCGAUACAGUGAGAUCUUCAGAGAUUUUGAUAAUUUGGGUUUAUCUUUGAUAUCUUCUGUAGGAGAAGAUCUGCUGGCAGAAACUGACUCGCAGCCCAUCUCAGAAUCCGUCACAGCAGAAAGCACAGAGCUCAUAGACCAACAUGAUGCGUCUAGUGAAGAUGUAUUUUGUUCGCAGAUACGCUCUGAACCCAAUGAAGCAGAUGGAAACUCAUCAGCCCAGGAAGCAGACCUGGCCCUUUGUCGCUGUGAGGAUGGAGUGGAGAUGGCGCUGCAGUAUGCCAAGAUGUGGUGUCGCUAUGCCAAAGACCUACUUGCCUGGAUGGAGAAGAGAAUCAGCUUGGAACAAGAAUUUGCAAAAAAUGUGAUGAAGGCAGCUGAAGGAGCAAAAGCCAACGUGGCACAGCAGGAAAUGAUGCCUCUACAGUACAUCUACACCAUGGCACUUGAACAAGACAUCAAGAAUAGUGUGACAUCUAAAAAGACUUCUGAACUGCUACAAAGCCGCUGUUACCAAGCCUUGGCUGCGAAGAGGAAUGAGAUUGACAAGUGGCGCAGAGAGUUUAAGGAGCAGUGGGCAAGAGAACAAAGGAGAAUGAACGAAGCAGUAACAGCUUUUAGAAAGGCUCGGCAGCAAUACUUUCAGCGCUGUGAUGAGCUAGAAAAGGCUAAGGCUGUCUCUGCUAAAGCUGUGGAUGACACAGCUGGAAUCAAAACACUGGAUAAAAGGAGGAAGUCAAAGGAUGAAGCCCAAACUAAGGUGAUGGAAGCAGAGGCCCUGUACAGACAGUCUGUGAAUGAUGCCAGGUUCCACCAAGAUGAGUUAGUGAAGGUCAAAGAGAGAAUUAUUUCUCACAUUCGCAAGCUCAUCUGUCAAGGAGACACCGUACUCAAGGAGGCCACAGUCAACAUGUUUUACUACCAGCGGCAGCAGACAGAGCCUGUUCCCCUCGGCUACCACAACCUGGAGAUAACAUGUAGGUCCCUGGAGCCUGGGGAGCCUUACCUGCUCUACAUCCUCAGCAAGCGUCGCCUCGAGCAACCUCUCCAAGUCUUCAACUUUCAGGAGUAUGUUCCUCAGGGCAAAGGGAACAAACGAAAGACCAGCAGUGCUCUCAGCUCUCUGCACGACUCUUCACCUAUGAAAGAGGACAUCUUUUACAGAAGAUUCAGUGACGGCAAGAAAACAGGGCACAGUGACAGUGAGAAUAUUGGAGGCAGUUUGGAAUCUCUGUCUAGCCCUGCUCAAAGUAAUAGGAGGCUGCCUAAAACUGCAUCCACUUUGACAGUGUCGUCAGACGACCUGGACGAGCGGGAUAUAGCGUCAGAAUCAGAGUUCACUGAUGGUCAGCCAGUCAAAGUGCGCACUCUUUCACGAGCUGCAAUGACACACCGACUCAAGAAGAUGAAGAGCAAGAUGGCAAAAUGCAAGCAGUGUGACAACUACAUUGUUGUCAGUGGGGUGGAAUGUGAGGAGUGCGGUGUGGCUUUGCACAGGAAGUGCAUGGAGGUGUGUCAGUUAGAAUGUGAGCACAGGAAGGGGACUGUGUUUGGGGCAGACCUCUCUCUACUGCCACGUGACAGACCAGAUGAGGUACCCUUUGUUGUGCUGCUCUGCACAUCCGAGAUCGAGAGUCGCGCUCUUUCAAUCCAGGGGGUGUAUCGUGUGAGUGGGUCAAAGCCUCGCAUCCAGAAGCUCUGUCAGGCCUUUGAGGUGCAAAAGGAGCAGGUGGACCUUUCUGACCUCUCACCGCAUGACAUCACCUCAAUCCUUAAGCACUUCUUCAAAGAGCUCCCAGAGCCCUUACUAACCUUUGACCUGUACAAUGACUUCAUUGAUGUGGGAAAGACCAUUCAGCACCUGAGUGAAAAGGAGUCAACACUAGACACUAAUGAGAUAAUGGACAUCAUUCACAACCUCCAAAAGCUACUACAGAAACUUCCUCCAUAUUGCUACAGCACUUUGCAGCAUUUGAUGUCUCACCUGCAAAAAGUUUCAGAGAACUACGAGAACAAGAUGUCCCCUAGCAAUUUGGGUAUUGUGUUUGGACCAACACUAUUGCGCCCUCUUGUGUCUACGGACAUGCCAAUGAUUGCCCUGCUGGAGACCAGUUACCAGGCUGCACUUGUCGAGUUCCUCAUCACACACCAUGACACGGUUUUUGGCUUUCAGGAGAGACCCAGUACACCCCCUCCCCCUGUCCCCACUGUACCUCUUCCAGACACCCCUCCCAGAGCUUCCUGUCCCCUGGAUGGGGACGCUUACACCAGCCCAGAACGUGAAAGCUCCAGAGAGCGCCAACACUCAGUAGAAAGUCGCACAAUCAAGAGAGAGUCAAGCGAGGGUUAUAUAUCUGACAAGUCUUCAUCCAAUGAGGCAGUGGACCAGCUCAGCCCUGAAGCCAAUGAGAGAGCAGUCUUGGCUAUAAGAGGGGCAUCGACCGAUCAUCAGGGUGACCUGGUGGGAGAACCAGACUCUGAUUUGGGGACCCAGCCAUAUUAUCGCUUCACCAGACAGCCUGUGAAAUAUCACCGGCAUCACAACCCAGGAACACGACUCUCUAACCCUGGCCGUGCAGCCAGACAGCCUGCAGCCCCGGUGAGAGGCCGUCCGGGGAGUGCUGACAGCAGCCGGAGCUCCUCUCCAGAGCCUAGGACGCUGAGACUUUCUCAGAACUUAGAUGUCUGCUGUGAGAACACUCACCAGCCCCACCAGUCCACCAUUACCGCAGAGAGUAAAGUGGAUGUCCCACUAAGUCCUCGGGAGGUUGUGCAGUACAUGUUGGGACUGGACUCAACAUUUGCAUCACCUGAAACUGUAACAGCAUCCGGUACAACACAUCAGUCUUCCCAGCAGGAAGCGACUGGAUGUCACGCUGAUCUGAACACAAAUAUGUCCAAUAACAGACAGAGUGCUGGACUGAACCGGGCUCUGUGUCACUCACCAAAGACACUUCCUGCUGAGCACAACCUGACUGCGCCAGCCCACAAGAUCCUGUCUGGUCUGAAGCUGAGACGCAGCCACUCAGGGAAAGAUGAGCAGCUAUUUGUCUGAGGAACAGUAGAAACUUCCAGACAGUUCAUUGGAAUACAUUGACACACACACUGGUGAUCCUCAGUGUGACUGUGUGUAAUGAUUGUUACUACUACCAACAUUCACACAGUCAUCAAGAAAAAAAUCCUCCCAUAUUUUAUGCACAAAACCUAGAUGACAGUGCAGUUACCACAACAACUGAAUAUUUCAGACUCACUCACACACUCUUUAAGGAAACACAGUUGAAAAGUUCAGGUCUGAUGAUUACCAGGUGCCACUGCCUUAUUACCACUAAUCCUGUUUAAGGGUUAGGGUUAGGGUUAUUUAUUUUGAUCUGUUGACGAUCCAGCUGGCUAAUGCCCACAAGGACAACAGGGGUUUGUGUAUUUAUCAGUUUAUAUUGUUUCUUAUGCGUUUGAAUGUAACGAACGGAUGGUUUCAGACUGCGGGUUGAAGUACAAAUUUCCUCUAGGCUCUCAGACAAACUAUAAUGAAAAUCUGCAAAACACAAAUGUCAACAGUUGUAUUUUAAGAUGAUCUUGUUAUCUACUUGUGCUCUUCAGUGUUUAUAGGCUCCAGAUGGAGAAUUUUGUAGUACAUAAGCAAAGAUAGGGUAUCAUUGGUGUCAUAGUUGUCUCGGCAGAUACUCUUUUCCCAGUUCCAUGCACCUUUCCUGAUGUAACACAAGGGGGCGGUAUUCUUCCAGUGUGAGGAGAAACCAUGCCAGACACAAUAGCAGGAGGGCAAUAAACCAUUUAUUUCUGAUUACAA